This is a messenger RNA of Lethenteron reissneri (Far Eastern brook lamprey), 3249 nucleotides long. RefSeq names its product ERH mRNA splicing and mitosis factor (gene ERH). NCBI's taxonomy places the organism in Eukaryota, Metazoa, Chordata, Hyperoartia, Petromyzontiformes, Petromyzontidae. The record is from RefSeq and is a predicted model, not a curated record.
CAAAUGUGUAACCACUUUGCUCGGGUCGCCCGUGUACCGUUCGAACGUUGUCGCUGCCUUUCUUACGUUACUAAAGACGGGGGGCAGCGUAGACCUGGACUCGUGGAUUAGGAGGAGAGUUGUGGAGACCAAGAAUGAAAUUGGAUAUCUCGUCUUCGGUGACUGCGCUGAGACCAUCAACCGCACGUGAAACCCCAGUUUUUGGACAGUCUCACACAAUUCUGCUGGUGCAGCCGACCAAGCGGCCGGAGGGACGCACCUACGCGGACUAUGAGUCGGUCAACGAGUGCAUGGAAGGAGUGUGCAAGAUCUACGAGGAGCACCUGAAGCGCAUGAACCCCAACAGCCCCUCCAUCACCUACGACAUCAGCCAGCUGUUUGACUUCAUAGAUGACCUGGCUGACCUGAGCUGCCUCGUCUACCGUGCCGACACACAGACUUACCAGCCGUACAACAAGGACUGGAUCAAGGAGAAGAUCUACAUUCUGCUGCGAAGACAGGCACAGCAGGCGUCCGCCAAGUGAAGGGCUUUGUGGGAAGGGGGGAAGUGGGAGGGGGGGGGGUUAGAUGGGGGGCAGAUGGUCGUAGCAGGGCCAGCACUGUGGUGCAAGCAAACGGCACAUGACCCAGAAAAAAAAAUUCAAUCUCGUGUCAUCAACGUGGCGCCAUGCAACUGAGAUUCGAGUGAAGGCUGCGUGUGUGGAAACACGAUCAAUAGUAAAGCUGUUACCAUCAGGCUCGAUGCAAUCUCUAUGUUAAGGUAAGGUCUGUGGAAUCUGGUUGUGUCUAGAUUCCCAUGCAGCUAUUAGGUAAAUGUGUUAAAGCACUGGAUGUCACUCUUUAUAUUACAAUUUUAACUUAUAAAGUACGUUCAGAGGUGCUAUUAAUAUACAGCUGAUGAAAUCUGGUUUCAAAUGAAGUUAUAAUUUGUAAUCUGGGCGCAUGCAAGUGUGUGUGCGGGGAGAAAUGGGGCAGGAGUUCUACUUCUUGUGCAACGAUCCCAGUGAUUGAAGUUUGAUUCCAGACCACGGAUUACAUCAGUGGUGAGUCGUAGCGGAUCCUUUCGUGCACCUCCCCUAGAUCAACUCAGCCUUAAGCUCCUACCUACUGCAGCGUGUGAACAUUCAAACUUUGGAGGAAACUUGUUUGAUAGGGUGCUGGUCACACCACCCCCUCUCUUAAACUCUGCCCACCUUAAUAAACGCUCGCUAACAUGACUUCCAACAGCCUACAUGGCUAAAUGGGUGAUUACUUUGCUGUGUAUGCGAGUGGGUGUGCUUGUUGCAGAUGUACAAUAUUAACACGCUCACGCAAAUUGGCUUUAACAAAAAAUGCAAAACAAUUAACGUGACAUUUUGAGCAUUUGAAUGUGUUAAAAAAUGAUUCUGUUCGGCAAAGGCUGUUACAAUAUGCAGUCAGAUUCCAUAGAUGUAGGUUUAACAUGCAAUCUGAUUUAACUGGGCUCGGCAUUUUAACUUGCGGUCCCACCCGCUGGUGGUGGCUCAGCAUGUAUUGAGAUUGGGUCUGGCUUGUUGCAGCCAAUUAUAUUCCACGCGUCUCGGUCGUUACGUCACGUGGCAUAGGGAGAAGAGCUUGUUUACAAUUGGCUUCCGCGCGCAGGCGUUCAACUUGCGCGCCCAUUUCAUGGCGAUGUUUUUUUUCCUAAAAGACUUGCUAACCCCUCCACUGGGCGUCCGGCAUGGGUUUGCAUCACGGUGCAAGUGCCGUGAAUGAGUUUUUACCCCACUUAAAAACACGUAAGUAACACGGACAUGCGCACGCACACAAAAUCGGAUGUGCGCAAAAACUCUGACACACAGUUGCGUAGAUACCCUUUUGACUGUCAUGGGGGACGUAGUGUAGCUCUGUACAUAUGGGAUGGGGGGACCACUGGGCCCUUAGGGGGAUGCUUUAACACUUACCCAGUAGGGGUGGUGACUUUUUUGUGGGUUCCUAUUUAGAAAGGUUCUAGGCAUUGGCAGGAGUUGCGUGCAGCGUGUAUCUGGCACCGAAGCCAUUUCCAUUGAGCUGUCACUUUCAAUCAAACAAAGUGUUAAUAAAAAAUGCGUGGCAGUUUGGCCUUGCAAAGCAUCUGCGGUUUUUACACAAAGUUCACGCGGCACCUGUCCCGGAGUCGGAAUCCUCAGGUUUGUCUUUAAUAUACAGAUCCCAUAAGGCCGUGCUUACGAUCAACUUGCAACUGGACUUGAUUUUAACAUCCGGUCAGAUUCCAGUGAGGCUUUUUUUUUUUACACGGGAUUGGCUUUCACCGAUCUAAGUCUGACAUUGCAGUAUGGCGAUUCUGUUCACGGUGUGUCACUGGCAUCCAAUUGGAGUGCACACAACUUGGGUUUAACACGGAGUCGCGUUACACCCCACCCACUUGCAUCUCGUGUAUUCUUCUCGCUCAACCCAUAGGUCCGAUGCCCAUUGUCCAGAGCGGGGGGGGGGGGGGAGAUGGACCUUGAGUAUGUCCAUUUGACACAUUAAUUGAAAUUGGUUUUCGAUCUCCGUUUUGGUGGAAUGUCGGCAAGUUGUGUUCAAACGUUGUUCUUGAAGCCGGCGGCCCCCCUCCUGUUAGAUCCGGCACGGUGGUGAGAGUGGUGUGGCGGUGGGGAUUUACAGCGGUAAAGCCACCACGCUCUUAAGAUCGCUUUGCGGUUUUGGACAGGCGCGUUCAUACAUCACUGUGGUUUGUGGUGGAUGUUAGCAACAAUGGGAGGGAUUGCUUUCCGGUGUAUCAUUUGGGAGGGGGUCUCAUGUUUGUUACCCCACCUGUUGUGUUGAGGCAGUGGUUGAGCAGCAAGCUUGUAAAUCACACCUACCGUAAGCGCCACCACCUUGUCGAAUUCAGGAGGGGGGGGGGGGGUGGGACUAUGGUUCACGUGGGAGCACGCAAGCCUGCAAUUAGUGUUAAUGGUUUUCCCAAGUUUAUAUCUAAAUUGCUACUCUAGUUACUGUUUUUAGUGGCCCAUUUGUUUUAAUUUUGUUUUUCUCAGCCACACGUGUUGCAGGAAGAACGGCGCGACGCAUCAAACUUUUGUUUAAAUUCCAAGCCGCAUUGUUUCUGCGGUUACUGUCAAAGUCUUUGCUAAAAUUCUGUCUUUUUGUGAAAUACAAAUUGUUGAGGGCACCAGUGAAGGCUGUCCACCCAAUUGAGCCCAACAACAAAUGUGUUGCUGGCAAAAAUUUAAUAAAAAUUUAAAGUUUGAAACCCCCUUCAUAAUAAAGCAGAUUUUAUGAACAUUA